GAUUCUCGAGCGGGAUAUCUUAAACGAUUCGUAGAUCGAUUCUCCUUCAUUCUGCAUCAAAACCCAGAAACAAAAUAUUUUUUCGAUUUUUUGUAAAGUUUUCUAGGGGGUCCCCUUCCAAAAUAGGGAUGCCGCAGGGAAGGACAAAUCGGCCCACAAUGCAGGUCAUAUCUUGGCCAAUAUCCGAUUCUUAAGCGGAAUACCUUAAUCCGAUUGUGGGUCGUUUCCUCGACAAUCUGCAUCAAAACUUGGAAAAAAUAUUUCUUAAAAUUUUUAGACACAAAUGGCGAGUCGUUUCGAGGAUUGGGAGGAAUAAAUAUCCAUAUCUUGCACAAAAUCUUAUUUUUAAUCGCAAUACAUUAAACUGCUCAAAGUCCAAGAAUAAUUUUUCUCAUCAUUUUAAAAAUAGCAGUUUUUCAAAUUAAAUUCAAAGAAGCUAUCGAAGGUAUUACUAUCGAUAUAUCGUAUAUGGUUAGCCCAUCACUAUAAAAGCCGCAAGUUAACUAUUUUCUUCAUUUGCAUUUAUUAUUUAAAUAAUUAAAAUGCCGGCACCAGUGGAGAGCCCAGAAGCAAAAUCGCCUUCUUACGACUUGUCGAAAUUCCGCCUAAAGAGGAUACUUAGUAACAACAGCGUGCGGAAGAGUAUAUCUUUGCUGGGCUCUUUUCCGGAUCUCUCAGAAACAGACGAUGCAAUUGUUGUUUUUGAGAAGAAUGCAUAUCGGGAAAGUGAUGUGGCUACGCAACCAGCUGCAGAUGAGUCUCCCAAAAAGCCAAGCUAUUUUAGCUCGGAUUUGAAGGUGGCCACAGAGUUUGUGAACAAUAUUUAUGGAAGUUUCCAAGUUGUGCCGAGCAGAGAUCUUUGUGGCGUCAAGAGCACAGUAAUUUAUCCUGCCACAGAUAAGCACAUCGAGAAGUAUUCCAUAUGCCAGAAGUACCUCAUACGGGAGACUCCCGAGCUUUAUGAAAAGAUUACCCUGCCAUACCUCACAGAAAGCCAGUUUUCUUUAGAGUGGGUCUACAAUAUUCUUGAGCAUAAGCAGGAGAAGGAGCGAAUCGUGUUUGAGGACGACGAUGCAGAAACGGGAUUCAUCCUGCUGCCCGAUCUCAAGUGGGAUGGCCGUAAUGUUGAAAAUCUGUACCUGUUAGGCAUUAUUCGCAAGCACGAUAUUAAGUCUUUGAGGGAUCUCAACGGUAGCCACCUGAACCUGCUCAGAAACUUGCGUCAAUCAUCAAAGAAGGCAAUACGUGAGCGAUAUGGUGUGAAUCCCAACCAGCUACGGAUGUACUUCCAUUAUCAGCCUUCGUUCUACCACUUGCACGUCCACAUCAAUCCUGUGCGAAACGACGCGCCUGGAAUCUGGUGUGAGAAGUCACACAUGUUGGACACUGUGAUUAACAAUUUGGAGUUGCUUCCGGAUUAUUAUCAGCGAGCCACGCUACCUUUUGUCCUCUACGAGGGAAACAAGCUUUUAGACCUCUAUGAAAAGGAACUAUCAGUUCGAGGAGCUCCAGAAGAAAGCGAUAAAAAGGAGACAACUGAUGAACCACAUACUGAGCCAUCUAAAGAGGGUUUCAGUGACGAAGAAAGCGACGAGCGCCAGUGUAAGCGCCGCAAGUUGGCUACCCCAGAGCCAAAGGAGACCGAAGGUACUGCCCAGGCAUGUGCUUAAAUACCAUUUCUAUAAAUUAAGUUCAAAGUGUAUAUGAAAUUGAAAUCAAAAGGAACCUUACCCAUGAAGGGUACGCUAUUACUUAAAGAUGAAACUUAUGGGAGUUUUUAUCCUAAUCAUGUAUUCUAAAAAUAAUAUUCGAUUGCAAGUCAAAAUAAAUAAGAAUGUUUUGUAAAAUGUUCAA
Messenger RNA from Drosophila ananassae, 1854 nucleotides. RefSeq names its product m7GpppX diphosphatase (gene Dcps). Gene Ontology annotation, biological process: deadenylation-dependent decapping of nuclear-transcribed mRNA. Gene Ontology annotation, molecular function: RNA 7-methylguanosine cap binding; hydrolase activity. The record is from RefSeq and is a predicted model, not a curated record. Gene Ontology annotation, cellular component: P-body; nucleus. NCBI's taxonomy places the organism in Eukaryota, Metazoa, Arthropoda, Insecta, Diptera, Drosophilidae. Bases 543 to 1670 code for a protein of 375 amino acids. The transcript is spliced from 3 exons.